AUGGCCACCAACCCUAUCGCACCGCCCCUCUGCCUGACUUUCGCCAGGUGUCUAAUGACACGGCCACUGAGCGGCCCGGGAAACACACGGACACCUGGAAACCAAGCCCCGAAGGACAAGGAGACGAGCGCCUCACGUGACUAG
Messenger RNA from Parastagonospora nodorum SN15, 144 nucleotides. RefSeq lists its product as hypothetical. Lineage: Eukaryota; Fungi; Ascomycota; Dothideomycetes; Pleosporales; Phaeosphaeriaceae. The coding region runs from base 1 to 144 and encodes 47 amino acids. The record is from RefSeq and is a predicted model, not a curated record. The transcript is spliced from 2 exons.